Cottoperca gobio is the source of this 4442-nucleotide messenger RNA. RefSeq names its product STAG3 cohesin complex component (gene stag3). NCBI's taxonomy places the organism in Eukaryota, Metazoa, Chordata, Actinopteri, Perciformes, Bovichtidae. Gene Ontology annotation, cellular component: nucleus; cohesin complex; chromatin. Gene Ontology annotation, biological process: sister chromatid cohesion. Gene Ontology annotation, molecular function: chromatin binding. Bases 236 to 3892 code for a protein of 1218 amino acids. The record is from RefSeq and is a predicted model, not a curated record. The transcript has 32 exons.
GCUGUACCCCUUCUCCGCGUACACCUGCCGGGUGUCGGCACAGCUCCUCCCAGCAGCAGCCACGGGACUCCGGGUCCCCGACAGUGCACAGACCGCGCAGAGCAGCACCAGCAGCGGGAACCUGGGGGGAGACAAGCGGUCUCUUCCUCACAGUACCGCUGACAAAGUGUUGGCAAAGACCAGCUAACUUGCAGAUAAAAACAGUUCGCAAUCCCUGGUGCCUCUUCCGCUGAUAAUGACAAGUGGAGACUCCCAUUUUGACAGUCUUGAGGAGUUCGAUGACUUCUCAGAUUCUGGCAGUGACUACGAGGCCACGAUAAAAGCCACAAAACGGAAGAAACGGACAGUGACUGGACAUCGGCCACCCAAGAGACCCAGGCAAAAAGCUGCAUUGAGGGUGUCCAGCCCCAGUAGCAGUCCCAUUUCCACUCCUCCAGAUCCCUCCCUGCAGCAGCAUCAGCACUCCCGGGGGACAUCCAGGCAGGCCUCUCCUAGACAUGUGACGAGAGUGAACGAGGGGAACCGGGGCAUCAGUGCAGAGGAUAUCUAUAAUGCUGUCCACUCUGGAAAGACUGCCAUGGUGACGGUGGUGGACGAGUGGCUGGACAGCUACAAGCAGAGCCGAGAGGCGGGGCUGCUGGUGCUCAUCAACUUCAUUGUUCAAUCCUGCGGAUGCAAAGGUGUUGUUAGCAGAGAGAUGUUGGACAGCAUGCAGAAUGCUGAGAUCAUCAGCACACUAACCAAAGAGUUCAAUGAGGAUUCAGUGAACUACCCCCUGUGCACUCCAGGCCCUCAGCUGAGGCGUUUCAAAGCCGGCCUGUGCGAGUUUGUUCGGGUUCUGGUGCGCUCCUGUCGGAAUAGCCUCAUUUAUGAUGAGUACCUCUUCCCCUCCCUGCUGGCUCUGCUCACUGGCCUGUCUGACUCCCAGGUCAGAGCCUUCAGACACACCAGUACCCUGCUCGCCAUGAAGUUGAUGACUGGGCUGGUGGAAGUAGCUGUGAUCGUGUCUGUUCAGCAGCAGACCACCCAGCGGCAAUAUGACAUGGAGAACAGCAAAAGCGAAUCUGACAGAUCCUCUGACAGACUGGAGGAGCUGCAGGCCUCCGUCAGUCAGCUGCGGGAGAACAGAGAGGAGGUAUCCUCCAUGAUGAACGGUACGUUCCGUGGUGUGUUUGUGCACCGUUACCGGGACCGGCUGCCUGAGAUUCGGACAGAAUGUAUUGAGGAGUUGGGCAUGUGGCUGAAAAUGGACCCUGAAGACUUCCUGAACGACGGAUGUCUUAAAUACCUGGGGUGGACCCUACACGACAAGCAAAGUCCAGUGCGUCUGCAGUGUGUCCGUGCCCUGCAGGGUCUGUACCAGGAGAAGGAAUUCAUUGGCCGCCUGGAGCUUUUCACCAGCAGAUUCAAAGAGAGGAUGCUCAACAUGGUGCUGGAUAAGGACCCAGAGGUGGCAGUGGAAGUGGUCAAUCUGUCGCUGCUGAUCCAACAGAGGACAGAGGAAGGUCUGAGAGAGGAUGAGUGCGGCCACAUCUACCCGCUGGUUUACGCUUCCAAUAGAGGCCUGGCGUCUGCAGCCGGCAACUUCCUCUUCAACAAGCUGCAAAUUGUGAUUGACGGUGACAGCGGGGAGAAUGAUAAAAGUGAAAAUGCAGCCUUCCUUCAAAUCCUCAUCUCCUUCUACAUCCAGAGUGAGUUCCAUGAGCACGGGGCGUACCUGGUGGACAGUCUGUGGGGUGUGGCGAGGGCUCAGCUGAGAGACUGGGACACUAUGACGGCAUUCCUGCUGCAGGAGGAUGGUCUGAUGUAUGAGGAGGAGGGGGCUCUCAUAGAGCUGAUGAUGUGUGCCAUCAGACAGGCAGCUCAGGCAAGCCCCCCUGUUGGGAGAACUCAGGGCAAAAAGAUGCUGAGCAUGAAGGAUAAGAAAGCCCAGGAACAAGACAGGAGACGCAUCACCACACACUUCAUCCCGUUACUGCCACAGCUGCUGGUCAAGUACUCAGCAGAUGCAGGGAAGGUGACUCUCCUCCUCAAAGCUCCCCUCUACUUUAACCUGGAGAUGUACAACAGCGUGCCGCGGCUGGAGAAGCAUCUGGGCCUGCUGCUGUCUCAGAUAUGUGGUAUUGUGGAGAAGUACACAGAGGUCACCGUGCUGCAGGCUUGCGCCAACCUUUUCAGCACCCUUUGCUCCGACAGCUACACCUUCUCCUCCCGCGCACACCUGGCAUUCAGCCAGCUGCUGGACGGCCUGACAGAGUGCUUCAGCACCUACUUAAGUGACCUGCUGCAGGGUACUGCAGAUGACGAUGACGUUUACAGUGCAGCCACUGCUUUGAAAAGGAUUGCAGCCCUGAGCUGGGUGAGUGACUCGACAGGCUGGAAGCUGUUCGACCCUUGUCUCGAGCUUCUGAAGAGCAGGAUGGAGUCCAGAGAGCUCGACAAGGAGCUGAUGGUGUCGGCUCUGAAGUGUGCUGCCUUUCACCUGAUGUGGGCUAAAAUGAACGCAGUGAACUCCACACCGGCCGAGGGGGAACUGAAGCGUCUGAAGAUGGACAUGCGUUCGUUCUGCAAAGUCUGUGAGACAUGUCUGUCUCUGAACCAGACCGAGAUCAGAGAUCAGGCCUUUGAGCUGUUGUGUGACUUGCUGCUCUUGUACAGUACGAAUUCAGUCCGCUCUGAGCCGGCUCUCCAAGCGUUGAUCCACCUGCCGUCGGAUUCCCUGCGCUCGGAGAUGGCUGCUUUCCUCUUGGACUACGUCUUCUCUGACACUGAAGAUGAUGAGCUCAACGUUGAGGGUGAGGAGGAGAUGAAGAUGACUCUUCUCCAAAAAAAGCGCAACCAGCUGGCUGGCUACUGUAAGCUGGUCAUCUACGGCGUGCUGGACCUCACCGCUGCCACCAACGUCUUCAAGCACUACAGCAAGUACUUUAAAGAUUUUGGCGACAUCAUUAAAGAGACCGUGAGCAAGAGCAAGCUCAUCAGUCCCAUUCUGAGCGCCAAGACGGUCGGUCUGAGUCUGCAGCAGCUGUUCUCAGAGAUGCUGACGGAGGACCACAGCAGGCAGGAUCUCAGUGAGAUUAGAGACUUGGCCAAGAGGCUUGCCAUGAGCUUUGGCAUCGAUCUUCAUCGCGUCCGCAAACCACUGGUGGCCCUGCACACGGACGGUGUACGUUUUGCAUUUCGGGACCCACGAGAGGGAGAAGCGCAGCACGUGAAUGUGGCCUUCUUGGAGAUCCUCAGCGAGUUCAGUUUCAAGCUGCUGCAACAGGACCGCGCCCAGCUGGCUGCGUUUCUGAAGUCAGAGUGUCCCAGUGCUGCCCUCUCCUGGCCGUCAGUCAGAAUGUAUCAGCGCUCUUUGGAGGGCCGCUCUGCAUCUAAACACAGAGAACAGGAGGAGGGAGGCGUCUCCUCACUUGAUACCCCUGUAGCUAAACGCAAGAGGAUCACUGCCCCGGGUUCAGUGGCCAGCUCAGCAAGAGAAUCCUGGUUGGACAGCAUGAGCAUCCACAGCAGCCUGCCCACCCCGGCCCUCACCUCCACUGUGCAGAGACUGACAGCCAAGCAGCUGUCUCCCUCCAGAGAACCCAGAGCCACAGAGUCUAUUGUCGGCAGCAGCUUAACUGAGUCUGAUGAUGAAGUCUCCUUAGGGUCUCAUAUGCGAAAGGUGAGGCCCACCAAACGACGCCCGCUCUCCAGCCAGAACGGCCCCACUUCGGAUCCGCAGGACCUGAACUCCAACCUCACCUUACUCUCUCUGAUUGAGGACGACGAUGCAGAAAGCGAAGAGCCUGAGAUUGAGGAUUAUGAGAGCGACUCUGAACAUGACUCUGACUAUACACUGCCUUCCACGCGUCACACCUCGGCCAGUGUCCUUGAUGAGCUCUUUGAUUGAGGGCACAAAGACCUGCACCGCCUGGGGAACAUUUGAGUGUACUUUGUAUUAGGGCCAUCUGUUCUUCUCCAUGACCCCUUACCGAGUUCACCCAUCAGUGAAGAGAAAAUCAAAAAUGAUUAUGAAUUUUGGAGACAGAAGUUGUUGCCAUUCACUGUUAGGAAUGUUUUUGUUUGAAAAAAAAAGUUGCUGAAGUUCAGUUAGAUCCCUGUUUGCUGGCAGCAAGCUGAAAGCAUCUCCGCCUGUGUUCCACGUUUUGAAUUUAGUUUCAUAACAUCUUUGUUGCACCUUUUUUGUGUGUAAGGCUUGUUAAUUUAAUGUUAAUUAAAAUAUGUUUAAUUGAGCAAAGUAACACUGAAAGUGUCUUUAAUGAGAUCACAAGAAAAUGUGUUUACGAAUAGGCAUGUUGGUGUGACGCACAUAAAUGCCUGAAUAAUAUACAAAUGCCGGCUCAAUGCCAUUAAAAUGUACAAGAUGUCACGAUAGUGUUAGUAAUGGGCAGUUUGUGUCUUUUUUGGAUUAAAUAAAGUUAACAUUAAAAUAAAUACUA